Molecule: messenger RNA, 531 nt
Organism: Drosophila montana
Lineage: Eukaryota; Metazoa; Arthropoda; Insecta; Diptera; Drosophilidae
Exons: 1
Coding region: 1-531 (176 amino acids)
Source: RefSeq, a predicted model, not a curated record
AUGUUCACCACGGUCAUUGACAAGGAUCCGUAUUUGACCAACAUUGAAAAACUCCAGCAUCUACGGUCAUGCCUUAAAGGAACAGCACUGGAUACAAUUCGCUCCUUGGAAAUUUCAAACGCUAAUUAUGCUGCCGCUUUAGAACUGCUUGAUAAGCGUUUUAAUAACAAGCGUCUUAUUUUUCAGGCACACAUCGCUGAAAUUUUGGGUUUAAGGAAGGUGGAUAAGGGCGCGACGACACAGCUGCGCGAAUUUUCAGAUAAGCUCAACUCUCAUCUACGUGCUUUAAAAUCGAUGGGCAGUGUGGAACAGAUCGCCGGUUGCGUCAUAGUACACACGUUGCUGCAAAAACUAGAUAGCGCUACGCAAGCUAGCUGGGGGGAUGAUGCGCCGUUGGACGUCAUACCAUCAUGCGAGCGGUUUACAACCUUCAUCGAGAGGCGUUGCCAAAGGCAGCGGAUCACGCUACGACAAUGUACACGCCUAGCUCCCAUGUGGGCCAGAACAACAGUAGUAGAAGAACGUUUGUAG